AUGGCAUUUCAACAGCCGCUACAGCAGCGGCGUCAGAUCCAGCGACCAGCAUCCAUCCCACACUCUCUGGCGAACGUCCCCGACGCCACACAUCACGGCCGUGUAGACGAGUCGCAAGAGUGGAUCCUCUUCUCACCACAACUCGAACACGAACCAUCCUGGACCUCUUACACAUCGCAAACCUCGCACAUUCAACCAGCACCUGCAUUCUCCGACUUUGCUUCUCUCGAGACUGGCGACCGUUCGGACCAAAGGGAGACCAACGACGAUGGGCAAGGCACCUGCCAGGGUACAGACGUUGACCAAGACGACGACGAAGAGUUGGACAGUCUAGACGACGGCCUACAUACCUUCCACCCAUCCUUCUCUCUUGACCAGAGUGGUGGUGCGGUGCUUCCCAACCAUGAUGGCUUGGGCUCCUUCCCCGCACUCUACCACAACAACGACAAUGUCCAAGAACAACUAUGGCAGUUUGAGAGAUAUAAUCCAUCGAACCGACGCCGAACCCAGCGAAGACGCAGCAGUGUACAACGCAAGUUUGACGCCCUAGAAGAACACGAGACGGACAAACAGGAUGAGAGACGACUACGUGUUGAGAAGUGGCGUUUGGAACAGAGUCGUGCCGUGCUGGACGAGAUCGAGAAGGAGACGCGCAGACGGAAAAGAAGGCUAUCAAUCGCUUCGCGUGCUGCUUUGACUGCCGCGCAAACUGCAGAUCCAGAGACCGAAUCAUUCUGGCAGCGAGUCACUCGUAGAGUCAUCAAGGAUCUGAUGGGCCUAGACGAUACCACUCUGUCCGUCAUAUUUGGCGAGGAACUCGCUCCAGAAGCCCAAACAACGCCGACUCAGCAGUCUCUCUUGACUGACGUCUUUUCUGCACAUCAAGACAGAGCGUGGGAGAACCGGCUUCUGAGCAGAAUUGCGAAGGAGCUUGGUAUACUUGCUAACCAACUCGCUGAAAACGAUCGACAAGAUCGCACGUUCAGUACCUACACGCCUUAUCAGGUCGACCAGUCUGCGCCAUCACAGCCACGGCAGAUCCCACCGUCAUCCACAACUGCUCACUCUGUGGACGCCUCUGACUCCAACUUUGCUCCUCUCUUCGCACCUACUUUCGUACAUCCUCCUGUCUCACCUGCUGCUGAGGCAGACACUUCCCUAUGGGGCAUCCCAGAACAACCUCAAGCAGAGGCCCAAGACCAGGUGCCAUCCCAGGACAAAGACAAAGAGGCUGAGUAUUGGGAGCGCGACUUGGACAUCGGAGUGGUGUUUCGAUACCUCCGCAGCCGUUUCACAUCACGUCCGCCAUCGCCCUCUCUUGCCGAAUCACAAUCCAUACCACAACCGUCGUCACAGAGCAUUCUGCCAGCAGACUGGGCGUCUUCCAGCAACGCUGCCGCCACAGCUUCUGCUCUAGGCACUUCUCCAGAGUCACGUCGUCGAGCUGACCUUAUCAGACGACAUCAUCCGCUAGUGUCUCAUGCAGCCUCGGUGUCGGCACAACGUAGACGAGAGAGUGUGCUGUUGCACACACUGAUGCAUCGACGUGCGCAGAGCAGCAGCUGUGCAAGCCAGAGUACCAAGCGUACUCGCUCUGGAGGCUCUCGCCGCUAUUGGGACUUCCCGAGCAGCACUGGCAGUGUGGUCAGCGUUGGAAGCACUGGCGAGGGUGUCUUGGGUGGUUGGGGUGAGGUUUGA
Messenger RNA from Aureobasidium namibiae CBS 147.97, 1698 nucleotides. RefSeq lists its product as uncharacterized. The transcript has a single exon. Bases 1 to 1698 code for a protein of 565 amino acids. The record is from RefSeq and is a predicted model, not a curated record. NCBI's taxonomy places the organism in Eukaryota, Fungi, Ascomycota, Dothideomycetes, Dothideales, Saccotheciaceae.